This is a messenger RNA of Megalops cyprinoides (Indo-Pacific tarpon), 4665 nucleotides long. RefSeq names its product neuronal tyrosine-phosphorylated phosphoinositide-3-kinase adapter 1. NCBI's taxonomy places the organism in Eukaryota, Metazoa, Chordata, Actinopteri, Elopiformes, Megalopidae. The record is from RefSeq and is a predicted model, not a curated record. Bases 1109 to 4096 code for a protein of 995 amino acids. Gene Ontology annotation, biological process: neuron projection morphogenesis; phosphatidylinositol 3-kinase/protein kinase B signal transduction. The transcript has 7 exons.
CACUCGCGAGGAGGUUAUUACAGGGGGAGAGAGGGAGGGGAAAAAGGGCAGCGUACAAAAUAUAAACGAAGGAACAUUUCGAAAACGCAAUGAAGCAUUGCCAUAUGCACAGUUAAUGUCAACCCUUAGAAAACAACACAAUGGUAAAACGUCUCCAAAACAGGAAUUCGGGGGAGCGAGGUGCGCGUGAAAACGGAAUCUUCAUCACCUUUUUCAUCGCGCCUGGGAUUUGAGCCAUUACCGCCUGCGGGGAAACUGAAAUAUUAAUAUUAAUGGUAUUACUUCAAUCGACAAAUCGUGUUGAUUGAUUGUUGUUUAUUUCUACUCAUUGGUUCAUUUCUAGCGAUCCAGAGAACGCUGAGCUUCAGAAACAUUCCGGUAUUGUUUUUGUGAAUGAGAUUUUUUUAGGUGAAAUUUUUUAACGUCGCAAUGAACUGCACCAGAGGUUUCAGCCCGAGUCGGAUACGCCGCGUCUGAUGAAAGAAAUGGAAAGUAAAUAACUGCAUUAUCUUUCUGUCUCUCUUUUUCUUUUUUCCCCCCCAAAUACUUCCUUCGCCUCUUUCCGGAUACAUAUUCACAAUGACGCUAUUUUCCCCUGUUCCCUUCGCAACCUUAGCCUGAAGAUUGCAAUAUCAUCAGCAUCCAGAGUGAGGUUGUGUUGUUUGUUUCUACAGCUAGGUAUCGUCAAUGUUUUCUAUUCUAUUUCCCUCUGCGUCAAGCCGCAGUUCGUUGUUCAUGUACCGCCAGCUAUGUGCAGAACAGUAUUUGUCCCAUUAUUUGAACAUUGUCUAAUGGGCACAAGAAACGGAUUUGGCCAUCUGUAAGCCACACACUGAUGAAAAUGGCCUGAUUUUGUUUCGUAAUAAAAUCGGACUGCAAAUGAUAUUGGGUUUUAAAUUAUUAAUAGCUUGAAAAGAGUUCUAUACAAAACCAUACAGUUCAACUAAUAGCCAGCUUUUGAUCACUCGUCACCAGUGUGAAUAUUCACGGCUCGUAUCUCGUGUCUGGAUGUGAAAUCAACCACAGAAACACAGGUUACUACAGGAGGGGCGGUCUUUGAGGCCUGUCUCCCUCUCCGUAUCCUCCUCUCCUGAUUGGCCCCCAUACGAUGAGCUCUGGCUCCGCCCAGGAUGUGGCGGUGGAGCACUUCCUGCGUGACAUCGAGAGGCGGGGCGAACAGCUGCACUGCACUGUGAUUGCCCACAAGGGGGAGAAGCCCCAAGCCGGGAUGAAUCUGCUCAAUCGCAAGAACCGUCUGGACUGGAGGAAUCGAGACCCUGAGAACAGCAAAAAGGGCUCGGGUGAGAAGGACCCCUCGGCAACCGUGGGUAAAGUUCGCGACCUGGCGUCCUUCCGCCGCCACUUCCGGAUGGGGUUCAUGACAAUGCCCGCCUCUCAGGACCUCUCCCCGCGGCCCUGUGCCUCCGCCAUGGCGCCCCGCUCGCAGUCCUGCCACGCUGUGGGGGGAGGGGGCGGUGGCCUAGAGAACGGCAACUACUCGCCCCCCCCGCCUGUGCUGGGCUCCUCCUCCUCCUCGUUCAGCGGCCGCUGCCCGCCCGCCAAGCCGAAACGCCACCCCAGCACACGGCUCAGCUCCACAACUGAGCCCCCGCCGGACAGCCUGAAACCACCUCCAGCCACACAGCCAAGCACCAAACACCCAGAGAAAAGGACCAUCAUUAAGAAGUCAGACUCGGGGGAGGUGUCUGGGAAAAAGGUCCCGCCCCUCAAGCCCAAACGGAGCCCCAACACUCAGCUGUCUGUGGACCCCCCUCCGCCCCGGGUCCCGCCCCCAGCCACGCCACUUCCCUGCCUAUCCCAGGAGGUAGCAGGGCCCCAGGAGGAUGGCGAUGAGGAGCCAGUGUACAUCGAGAUGGUGGGGCAGGUGUUUACACGGGACAGCCAGAACCCCACCCCGCACCCCCCCACCCCUGCUGCGGCCACCACUCCCGACUCGGACUCGGAUCAGAGCGAGGCCAUUUACGAGGAGAUGAAGUACUCUCAGCUGGAGGAGGCGGAGCCUCAGGGCCGCCCCACCAACAAACAGGACAAACUGAAACCCUCCAAACCCGCCCACUCUCCUGGCCCUCCCUCCUCACCCUCCCCACUCCCCCACCCCCCGCCUUCCUCCACCUCCAAACCCAAAGCGACUGUCUCUAUCUCUCACUCCUCCCCACUCCCCUCCUCCUCUACCUCCUCCACCCCAGUUCCCCAGCCGCUCUGCUCCAGCCCCCAGCCCCCCCGCGCCCCUACCCCCUUCCUCCUGGCCGGGAGCAAGCCCCAGUCGGACUCUGGCAAUAAGAUUCCCGCCCCCUUCCCGAACCUGCUCCAGCACCGCCCCCCUCUGCUGGCCUUCCCUCAGCCGGCAGCUGCCUCCAGUGGAGUGGGGGCCCAAAUCAAACCUGCGCCUCCUAAACUGGGAACAGUUAGCAUUCAGGCCCCCGUCAGUCCCUCGGUAGGGAGUACCACUCCCACCCCACCCCCUACCUCCUCCUCCUCUAAGCUCCCGGUCCCUCACUCGGGCCCCAAAGAUUCUGUGGGCGGAGGUGGGGCCGGUCAGGACAAGCUGACAGACAGGAAGGAGGCGCUGCUGGGUCCAGCCCCAGCACUGCGGGCUCGGAGCCACUCCACACCCCUCCCCCCCUCCUCCCAGUCCUCCUCCCACUACUCCCACCACCACCACCACCCACACCACCACCCCUCCCACUACCACCACUACCGCCGCCCAGAGAAGGAGCUCCCCACCUCCCACAGCAUGAAACUGGGGCCCCAGUCUGCGGCCCACACCCCCACCCCGAGUGCGGCCAAGGAGGGCAAGAGUGUGGCCUUCCUCCUGAAGCCUGACAAACGAGAGCGGGACAGGGAAAGAGAGGCGGGGGCCUACCCCCCAACCCCAAUCCAGCCAACCCCCACCUCCACCCCCACCCCCAACUCCAACAACACCACCACUACCACCACGCAAACCAGCGCAAACACGGCGCCCUCUCCUGCGCCGCCGCCUUCGUCAUCCUCCUCUUCCUCCUCCUCACAGCGUCCCCCGUCCCGCUCGCUCCUCCAGCGCUCCCACACCCCCCACCCCCCGACCCAUGCCCUGCCGGCCUACAAGCCCCCUCCCUCAGACAGCCCGCUUCUGUGGACUUACCCCUCCGUGGGUCUGCGGGGGAGACCCCCUGCCUAUGAGAGCCUGCGGGGUGGGGGUCUGCUGGAGUCCUCACACCCCCAGGGACCCUCCUCGCUCCCCAGUGCUGGGGAAAGCACCCCCAAAGGCAGCGCUGCCCCCCUGUCCCAGCAGAGGAAAGGAGGGAGUCUGUCCCGGGACGGGAGUGGGGGAGGCAUGGGGACCAUGCAGAGGAAGCUGUCCUUCAGCCAUGGCCGAGAGACAGAGAGUGAAGACAGUCGCGUGUGGAACGGCAGCACCGACGCUACCCCCAGGCCGGAGAAGGAUGAGCCGGGCAUGGGGGGGCAGUCAGGCAUCCCCGUGCGCUCAGCCAGAGGAGGCGGGGUCUGUGAGGGCGGGGCAGGAGGAGGGAGCUCGGCAACACGAGGCGUGGCCAGAUCCGGACUCCCGUUACCAUGCCAACCCUUCCCGGCAUUCCAUCAGAACGGAGAGCUGGGCCGCUCAGCCUCCAUUUCGGCUGUGAGGCAGGUGGCCAGUAACGUGCAGAGACAGAGCAGCCUGCCCCCUGGAGGGGUGCUGAAUCAGCUACAAGGUCACCCCCACUCCCAGCCCAGUACCCCACCUCUGUCCCACCAACAGCAGCAGCUGCAGCUACACCAGCAGCAGCUCCAGCAGCAGCUCCAGCUCCAGCUGCACUACCAACACCUCGCCCAGCUGGCGCAGGUCCAGCCUCCUGCCAGUGGGGGCGCCACCUCCACUCAGGCCCAGCAUGCCCAGAGGGACGGGAAGCUGCUGGAGGUGAUCGAAAGGAAACGGUGCCUGUGCAGGGAGAUCAAGGCUCACAGACGUCCAGACAGGAGCCUGUGCAAGCAGGACAGCAUGCCCAACCUGCCUAGCUGGAGGAAGGCCCCCGAGGCCAGCAAGGCGGCCCCACCUUCUCAGGCACAGCAGGCUAUUCUGUGGGACACAGCCAUCUGAGGGGUGGGGGGCAUGGAGGAAGGGGUGGGCACAUAGAGUGACAGCCAACCAAUCAAAUGGACAGAUGGUGACCGUGUGACAUUGCCAUCUUUGAGGAGGUGUCGAGAGCUGGUGUUUUCCCAGAAUUAAUGGGAGUGCCUUGCCACUGCCCUAACCCCCCACCCUCCACCCACCAGACUAUAGAAACUGGGAGAGGGAAAAAACAAGGAGAUAGAGAAGAGGGGGUGAGAAAUAAUGCUCGUACACACAUGUGCAUGGAGCGCCAUUUUGCUUGAAGGUAGAGGGAGAAUCCAGCUGACGCAUUCUGUAACAUUCUCACGAUGUCUCAGUAACGUUCCAGCCACGUUGAGAUGAAGAGGAGGAAGAGGAGUCAGAACUUAAGAAGAUCAUUCAUGUGAACUUCACACGUUUCACAUUUAUCUACUGCGACUGUGACUCUUUGUGUCCGCUCUCUGAGCAAGGCCUGUGGAGCCCACAAUCACGCCUGUGUCACAUCCAGGAGGCAGGGACACGCAGAGGGAGAGGAACAAAACACACACACACACACACACACACACACAUGCACACAC